Molecule: messenger RNA, 2888 nt
Organism: Oncorhynchus keta (chum salmon)
Lineage: Eukaryota; Metazoa; Chordata; Actinopteri; Salmoniformes; Salmonidae
Product: jeltraxin-like
Exons: 3
Coding region: 119-1045 (308 amino acids)
Source: RefSeq, a predicted model, not a curated record
UUGCGUGACAUUGCAGAAACGAAACUCUUUCGCAAGCCUUGCUAGGAAACGAAACCUACGCCUAACUGAGAGCUUUUUUUUUUUGCACACGCUAUUGAGGACGGGUGUAAGGAUCUUAAUGCUCGAAAUCUUCUCACACUGCCGAAGCUCACAAAAGAAGAUGGUUUCGGUGCUGCUUAAUGCUCUUGUGCUGAUGUCGGUGUUGGGCCUAACUGGGGCAAGAUAUCGAAUAACGCCACCAGGCCCCUCCACCUUAAACCUGUGUGGUCAGAUGUUUACAGUGACAAAUGGAGGGGAACUCACCAUGUACACAGAUCCGAUCGCUCAAUCACCCUCCCGUUCCCCCUACUCCUCUCCAUCUCCAUCCUCCACCUCAUAUCCCUACACCAGCCCCUCUCCCUCGCCCUCUUCCUCUCCUCUGACUGUGUGUCUGCGUUACAUGGCCGAGGAGGGAGAAGACUUGACUUUCUUCAGCCUCACUCAGGGGAACAACUGGAACCUUUUACUGAAAAGGUAUUAUUGGGGGAUGGACCACCUCUCCAUCGAUUCCUCCCAGGACUUUAGCUCCUAUAAGCUGUUCAGGGCUGUCAGAGAGGCACACCCCUGGACCAGCCUGUGUGUUACCUGGGAGAAAAAGACAGGCAUGGCCCAGGUGUGGAGAGGCGGGACAGUCAGCGUCAGGAAGAGGGUGUUUGGCCAGGUGACCAAUGGGCCUCCUGUCUUGAAAGUGUUUAAGUUUGAGGGGCAGGUAACUGACGUGGAAGUGUGGGACAGAGUCCUCUCCCCAAGCUGGAUACUGGCCUACAUGUCUGGGUGGCAGUCCUACUGGUCCUACACCCCUGGUAAUGUGCUGACCUGGUCCAAGGCCAUCUACUCCACCAAUGGUGAGGUUCUCCUGGAGAGAAACACCUACAACUCUGACCAUCAGCCUAUCAGUGGCCACGACCAGCGCCCAGGACCAAUUAAAAGGAAGACAAAGACAAAGAGAAAGUUUGAAUGGAGGAAGAGUGAGAAUGCAGAGCAGAGACAGAGGGCAUGGCUGUAGGGGAGAGUAUUGAUUGCCAUGUGAAUCUUGGUGGGUCAAAAAAUAACAAAAGUGGGAUGCAUGCCAGCAAAUCCACAACACUAAACAAUACAUUAAUUGCGCUAUAACAGUGACAAACGGUGCCCACAAACGGCCUACAUAAGUGGAUCAGAGGCAAUCCGUAAUUUUGACGAAGACAAUAGCGAGCUAGGACAGAUGAGGUCAAUGUAACUAUUUGUUUAGAACUUUUGAAAUGUACAGCGACAGAAUUCAGAACAUGGUCCGUUAUUACAGUGUACUCCCUGUACACCAAGUCAGAACCACAGGAAAGAUAAAGGGGGCAUAGAAGCAGACAAUGAAAGCUCUUACAAUAGUCAAUGAUUACAUUUCUCUAAAACAGGUUAUAGACUACAUGUGCACCACCAAGUCAGAACAGUAGGUGAAAUUAAGAGGGGUAAAUAGACCAAAUUAUUAGAGUGAGGUACAUGGGCUACUAACAUCUUACUACACAACAUACACUAAGUAUUACUUUCUUAGCUACAGUGUACAUAUCUCCCUGGUAUAUUACAUCAUUUAUGCAGCAGCAAACAAUACAUUUUUGGACUCACCUUGUUAUGCUGUUUUCACGGCGGGUCUUUGUUGGCAAAUUUGGUCAUUUAUGGUCCUUUCAAAACAACUGGGAACUUGGGGAAAAAAACAAGGUCGAAUCAUGAGAACGUCAUUGACCUUCAUGUCGUAGCUCUAGAAAGAGGCUGGAUUUACAAUUCCGAGUUGGAUGACUGUUCAAACGGUAUUUUCCCAGUCCGAUCUCCUUUAUUCCCCACUUCCCAGUUGUCAUGAACUCACUGAAGUCAAAGUUUUUCGCGGCGCAUCGCUCUGUAUUUUCUGCCGGCUUGCCCCACCACCACAGAAAGCACUGAGCGAGGCUGAAACACCUGCAUUUUGGAAACUGCUAUGUGACUCGUAUGAAUGCCAAAAUAACAUGCAAACCAGGCAAGCCUGUAUAUAUAUAUUUUUGGGGGCUAAAAAUGUGGGGCUCAAAACGGCCCCACCUGCCCUGAAUGACAGGUCGCCACUGAUUGCCACUAACCCUUACUUUAGAUUAGAAUAUGUACUUAUUGAUGCUCCUUGGUUGAUACUUGUGAAUCACUUAAUGACUGCAUUAAAAGAUAAUUAGCCUACAGUAUAGGCGACAUAGGCCUGUAUAAUUCAAUAAUAUUUAAAUAGAUGUCACGUUCAUUCAAUUGAGUUCUAUUUUGCUAAUUGUAUGCUACCGUCUGUCAUUUUGCCUCAAUAUUUUUCACGGUGUGUAUCAACAUGUGCGCAAAUCUUGAUUUAUUGCAUUAUAGGGUAAGCAUUAGAAUAACCCGACUCAAUAGUUGCUGCCAUAAGUGAUGAUAUCUUUUUAGUAGCUGAUCCGUCAUCAGUAUUGUGGAAUCAUUCUAAUGUUAAUUAAGGUAAGAUUUCAAUGGAGAAAGAUCAUCCAACCUCCCGAGAGCAGCGCUGUCUCUUUCGAUCCAAUCAGUAUCGGCACAUGCCUCAACGACACACUUAGCGAACGUUCUCUUUGCGUGAAUGUUUUGGGAAGCGCACGUUACAUCUUCGGCUGAUGGAGGAGAAAUGCAUUGUUAAAACACUCCUAAGCAUAAAUUCCAUCGCGAUCCUGAAACUGGGCCCUGGAUCUGCGACAUUACAAAAUGAUGAUUCUAAUUGAUUUCCCAUGUCUGUCCUUGAUGGGAGUCAAAUUAAGUCCUAAUCUGGCUGAUGAUUGAAAUGAUUGUUAAGAGUUAAAUAACAGCUACAUGAUUGAAAUGAUUGUUCAAAUUAAGUGCGUGGCAAAUUAAAAGCAAUUGAUGUGAAACAA